AUGCGAUGCUUGGACUGCAGUUGUAUCGAGUACGAGAAACAAACAGGGGGCCACACUCGGCUGAAGCGACUGCGGACUGAACCGUGGAUUUUAUUGAAGCCAGUCUCCGUCCAUGAGGCUGACAUCUACAGGCAAAUAGCCGACCGUCGUUCUCCGCUGCAUGCCCUACAACCCAUCACCGCUCCCUUCUUCGGCAUAGAGGAAGCCGUCAACCGCUGCAGCGGGUGCGGCGGAGACAAGUACCCUUCAUUCGAUGACCGUCCACUUGAGGACCGUCUACUUGAGGACCGUCCACUUGAGGACCGUCUACUUGAGGACCGUCCACUUGAGGACCGUCAACCGGAGGACCGACUCCCUGAGGCUCACGAGUGUGAGGCUCACGCGUAUAAGGCUUACGCGUAUGAGGAUCACGAGUAUGAGCCUGCUAGUCCGGGGAGUCGUCACCCCCUGGGGAAUCGUCAGCGGCCGGGGACUGGGGGUCGGAUGCCUGGCAGUGGUGAAUGGCUAGGCGGGGAAGACAUGGUUGGGGGGCGGACCAAGUCCUUCCCGUGCAUACUUCUAAAAGACAUUAUCUAUGACUAUGAGGCCGGGUGUUUGAUGGACAUUAAGAUGGGCGUCUGUCAGCGUACUCUGCACAACCGAAGUCCGCUGAAGGUGUUUCGACAGUUAGUCAAGUCCCUCACCACGACUAGCAGCACCCUGGGAUUUCGGUUGUGUGGCACACGCGUGCAUCCGCAGCCGGGAGUCCUCGUGGUCAAAGAUAAGUACUGGGGACGGAGCAUUAGCGCCCAGUCCGCGCGCCAAGAGAUAAUCGACUGCUUCUCUUAUAACUUUGCGCCGAGAACACCCCUGGUUGCCACCCUGGUCAACCAACUUUCUGCUAUCCACUCGAUUGUCAACAACCUGCGAGGCAUGAAGUUCUGGGGAGCUUCACUCCUUGUUCACUGGGACGCGGAGAAUAUCGAUAAGUGUGGAAUAGCGCUGAUUGACUUUGCCAACACCCUGGUUGAUCGGCGGCCAGGCGUUGCUGAACCUGACCAGGAGUUGUUGUUUGGGAUCAAGUCAUUGCGAUCGAUUCUGGUCAGCAUCUUGUUGCCGAAGUCCGUGCCAGCAUCCCCCAAAGCCAUGGCACUCUCCCCCAAGACAGCGUGCUUUUCUGUCGGGGCUGAGAGCGCAGCUGACGACGAGGGUCUAGUCUCUGCGUCCAGUGGUACUUAA
Gregarina niphandrodes is the source of this 1218-nucleotide messenger RNA. Its product is annotated as inositol polyphosphate kinase. Gene Ontology annotation, biological process: phosphatidylinositol phosphate biosynthetic process; inositol phosphate biosynthetic process. The record is from RefSeq and is a predicted model, not a curated record. Bases 1 to 1218 code for a protein of 405 amino acids. Gene Ontology annotation, molecular function: inositol hexakisphosphate kinase activity. The transcript has 3 exons. Gene Ontology annotation, cellular component: nucleus; cytoplasm. NCBI's taxonomy places the organism in Eukaryota, Apicomplexa, Conoidasida, Eugregarinorida, Gregarinidae.